AUGGAUCUUCUUCAUAGCAAUGGCGUGCUCAUCAUUCAGCAUUUACAGAGGGACUACAGGGCUUACCAGGAUUUCCUUAAUUUUAUGUCACAUGUUGGCGAUCCCCGGAAUAUAUUCUCAAUUUAUUUUCCUCUUUGGUUUCAGCUCAACCAAGUGGUUGGUACUAAAAUGAUAUGGGUUGCAGUAAUUGGUGAUUGGUUCAACCUCAUAUUUAAAUGGAUUUUGUUUGGCCAUCGCCCAUACUGGUGGGUGCAGGAAACAAUGAUUUACCCCAAUCAGUCGAGCCCAUGCCUUGAACAGUUUCCUAUAACAUGUGAAACUGGACCAGGAAGCCCAUCUGGACAUGCCAUGGGAUCUUCCUGUGUUUGGUAUGUAAUGGUCACAGCAGCACUUAGCUACACAGUUAGAUGGAAAGAUAAAUCAGCAGUUACCCUUCACAGAUUGACAUGGUCAUUCCUCUGGAGUGUUUUCUGGAUUAUCCAGAUCAGUGUAUGCAUCUCAAGAGUAUUCAUAGCAACACAUUUCCCUCAUCAAGUUAUUCUUGGAGUAUUUGCUGGCAUUCUUGUGGCAGAAGCAUUUGAGCAUACCCCUGCUAUUCAGACAGCAAGCUUGAGAAUGUACAUAAAGACAAACUUAUUUCUUUUCAUCUUUGCCUUUGGCUUUUAUCUAGUCCUCAAGCUUCUUGAUAUUGACUUGCUAUGGUCUGUUCCAAAGGCCAAGAAGUGGUGUGCCAACCCAAACUGGAUAAACAUCGACACAACUCCAUUUGCUGGACUGGUGAGGAAUUUAGGUGCACUCUUUGGCUUAGGUCUCGGAAUUAAUUCUGAAAUGUUCAUCUUGAGCUGCAAAGGUAAAAACAGCUGUAAGAUAAGUUUCCGCAUAUUGUGUAUAGCUGCUUCUUUAGCUACACUGCAGCUGUACAAUUUUGUUAAGAUACCUACUCAUACUGAGUAUCUGUUCUACAUUCUCUCUUUUUGUAAGAGUGCAGCUAUGCCUCUGACUGUAGUUGCCUUGGUUCCAUACUGUGUCCACUUGUUAAUGAGGACAACUGAAAAGAAACUUAAUUAGAUAAAGUUUCCAAAUGGUUAGCAAUGUGGGAACAGAUGCGAACUGUUCAAGAACCCUCCACAAAGGCAGUUAUGCUCACUCCUGUUAACCACUGCAUCUUUGAUGUGCUCCUGGUAAGUAACCGGUAUAUCCAAAUCAGUACAUUCACAAAUGACUUUGGCAGCUCAGAAAUAAUAAUUGCUGAUUUUAUUCUGAGAAAUAUUGCAACCACACUGCAGCAUGGUUAGAAAUCACCCAAUACUCGGGGUGAUAACAAAGUUUUAAAGCAUAAGCAACUAGUUUUAUUUAGUUACUUGGUGGUCGUAUUGUUCUGUCCAUCUCCAGCUAGAAGGUGCUUCACGCCUCGGUUGUACAUAGUGAUACUCAAUAUUUAUUUUUUUAUAUAUAAAUACUGUGUGUUAAACUGCUAAGUAAUGGUGUGACAGUGUCACACUGCCUACAACUGUACAGCUGUACCCAGAUACUGUGAAAGAGGCCAGCGAUAGUUAUCAGCAAGGCUUUAGACUUAACUUAUUGAGCUUCCUGAGCAAAACAGCUUCUGA
This is a messenger RNA of Dryobates pubescens (Downy woodpecker), 1610 nucleotides long. It is a transcript of the gene G6PC2, whose product is annotated as glucose-6-phosphatase catalytic subunit 2. The record is from RefSeq and is a predicted model, not a curated record. Gene Ontology annotation, biological process: glucose 6-phosphate metabolic process; gluconeogenesis. The transcript is spliced from 5 exons. Gene Ontology annotation, cellular component: membrane. Gene Ontology annotation, molecular function: glucose-6-phosphatase activity. NCBI's taxonomy places the organism in Eukaryota, Metazoa, Chordata, Aves, Piciformes, Picidae. The coding region runs from base 1 to 1068 and encodes 355 amino acids.